Molecule: messenger RNA, 624 nt
Organism: Amaranthus tricolor (Joseph's coat)
Lineage: Eukaryota; Viridiplantae; Streptophyta; Magnoliopsida; Caryophyllales; Amaranthaceae
Exons: 5
Coding region: 1-624 (207 amino acids)
Source: RefSeq, a predicted model, not a curated record
AUGGUAGAAGAAAGCAUACAUGUUGUAUUUCAUGAAUCGGAUAAUGAGCCAAUACAAAGUCUUGAAGAUGUCGAAGAUAAAAAGGUUGAGCACAUUGAAGACUCACAGCCUGAUCUUGAGAUCAAUGCUCAAGACUUAAAAAGACAAUUGGAACAACCAAAGGAUUUUAAAGAAGCCAUAAAGGAACUUGAGUGGAUCAUUGCUAUGCAAAGUGAACUCAAUGAGUUUGAAAGAAACAAAGUAAGGGAUAUAGUUGAAAAACCACAAGAUCGUACCAUCAUUGGAACUAGAUGGUUCUUUCGAAACAAGCUAAAUGAGGAUAGAGAAAUCAUAAGAAACAAAGCAAGGAAGAGCUCUAAAACGUCUAUGGUGAGCGACAUGAAAUUAUCCCUUCUUGAGCUUCAUGAUAAGGUGAACAUUACUACCUUUAUACUGGAUUCAUUUAUGAAGAAGAUGAAAGGCAUCAUAGUGAAAGAAGUAGAUCUAGAGGUAGAGGAAGUGGUAGAGGCAAAGGAGGAGGAGGCAGACAAGAAGAAGGAGGAAGUGAAGGAGGAGGAAGAGAAGAAAGACGAAGACGAGGAAGAGGUUGCACCUGUUGUUCCCAAUAAAGAGUCCUCACCAUAA